AUGUUCUACCUUUCUUGGACGCCCUUAAUAUUCAGCUCCAUUCGACUGCCUGGACCACUGACGUCGGGGAUGGCUCUCAUGCCGGAUGACGCUAUAAAGUUUGCUAAGGAAAACGGCAUCGUUUCAUCUUAUGGAUGGCACGCUAAGUUUGACCAGAAAGAGGUUCGUGCAUCUCCACCGAAGCCACCGCGACUUAAAACGAUCGCAGAAUUUACGCCAAUGGCCUUUAGAUACCUAUAUCGAAUUUAUAUUCCGAAUAAAAAGGCAAAAACGAUGCCUUUUAUGGACCCCCUGAAUCCCAUUCGAAUGGAAUCCAUGUAUGGUGUGCCAUUAGGUGGCAUUGGUUGUGGCACAAUAGGGCGAGGCUUCAAGGGAGAGUUUUGUCGUUCAAGCCUUCGUCCAGGAAUAUACAAUCACAAAGUCAAUGUCGCUGAUCAGUUCAUCGUUUCGGUGUUUCGAGAAGGCCAAGUUUACCAAAAGGUGCUUUCACCACACACUAGUAGGUCUAGUAUUCCUCACGGUUUGUUGUCCUGGGAGUGGGGCUUUCCUGCCGACCGAGGCCACUACAUCGGUCUCUAUCCUCGCUCUUGGACCAUCUAUGAACUCCCCGAGGUCUAUUUAAUACUUAUUUGUGAGCAAAUCUCUCCGGUAAUUCCGCACAACUACAAGGAUAGUUGCCUUCCAGUGGGAGUGUUCCAGUGGACAGUGCUCAACUUUCAUCCCACGCAGGAGGCUCGGGUCUCGAUCACGCUGACCUGGCGUGGUCCACGGUAUAAAAAACAUCCGCCGCAGGAGCAUGGUACUGCGGGUGUGGAGUGCUGCGACUCCCAGGUAGUGAACGCCUCCGUCAGCACCGUAAAUGAUGAACUCACCCACACCUUCGAGAUCGAUGCUCUGCGCGGAUGCCUCAUGGAGACUUACAUCGGCCAUCAAAUGCCUUGCUGCUUUGGCGUCGCUGCUGCCGCCUCAAAUGAGGUGAAGGUUACCUGCUGCCCUGGAUUUCAAUGCAAGGCCCCGUGCAGAGUUUCUUCGCGCGGACGUUUGCGCCGUUCCGAUUCAAUAGAUGCGAAUCUGAUCCCCUCACCUCCCGUCUCCUCUUCCUCUGAGUCACAGCAGGCGUAUUCACAGAGCCUUCCGAGAGCUCAUACUCAGGCUCCUUUGGCUGCGCGCUUCUGGAAGGACCUCAAAGAAACAGGUUUGCUCAACGACGAUAAUAUCGGUUAUAGACGCGAGGGGAACAAGAAGCGCUCCCCCAAUUUAGUGAUGGCCGUAUGCGCUACGUGCAUUGUGCCGCCACCUCUCACCACCCUCCCUACUCCCACUCCUCGCCGAUCGGGGAUUGUGGGAGCGGGCUCAAGCACCCUCCACUUCUUCGUCACCUGGCACAUCCCUCGGGUCCAUUUCCGCUCGGCUAUCGUAGCUUAUCGACGAAGAUACACUCGGUGGUUUUCGGAGGACAUUGUCAAGGGAACGAAGGAGUUGCUUGCUUAUGCUGCGGAGAAUUGGCGCAACUGGAGGAAGGCGAUCAUCGAGUGGCAGUCACCAAUCCUCUCCAACCCCAACUUACCGGAUUGGUACAAGUCGGCUCUGUUCAAUGAGCUCUACUUCAUCUCAGAUGGCGGGACUGUGUGGCUGGAUCCUCUGCCAUACACCAACGACCCUCGUGAAGAGCCGCCCAUUGACGCAGUACGCAAACGCAAUCCUCACGUUGCAAUGGAUCCGCUCAACCUCACUGGUCGAGGCUCCACCAAGUCGGCCUUAAGCGCCACCACCGCUAACAACCACGUCUCACCCUUCCGGGUCCGCACCGCUCACGGCCACGAGAUGGGUCUCUUCGCCUACCUUGAAGGUCACGAAUAUCGCAUGUUCAACACCUACGAUGUGCACUUCAAUGCCUCGUGGGCGCUGAUAGAGCUGUGGCCGAAGAUCGAACUGGCGGUGCUCUACGAUCUUGUGGACAUGACUAUCUCAGAGGACUCUACUCCGGUGACUUUCAUCUACAAGGGCCUCAAGGGCCCGCGCAACGCUCCUCUUGGGGUGCCUCACGAUUGCGGUGACCCCGAGGGAGAGCCCUGGGUCAACGUCAACGCCUACAUUAUGUAUCCCACCGACAACUGGAAGGAUCUGUCGCCAAAGUUCAUCCUAAUGGCAUGGCGGGACUGGAAGAUCACUGGUGAUGACGCCUUCCUCCAUUACGUCCUACCUGUCGUGCUGAGUGUUGUUCAGUCCUGCUUGGAAAAGUGGGAUGCUGAUGGAGAUGGGAUUAUCGAAAACUCUGGUUUCCCUGACCAGACCUAUGACACCUGGAAAUCCCGAGGUUUAAGCGCCUACGUGGGAGGACUCUGGGUUGCGGCUCUGUAUGCGACUCACGACAUGCUCAAACACGUGGGCAACAAGACUUUUCUCGGCGCAGUCAGGCACUGGCCCGAGGUCAACGACAAUCUGUCCGGACUGCUGAAGCGCGCCAAGUCCGCUUACCACGACCAACUUUGGGGGGGUGAAUUCUACCGCUAUGACAGCACCACUCCGUCGGAUGCGCGGAACAACUCCGUGAUGGCCGACCAGCUGAGCGGCUACUGGUUUCUCCGCAUGGGCGGUGCGCCUGUUGACGCUAUUCUACCAGUGGAUGCUGUGAUGGGGACACUGAAAACGAUUGUCAGAUUGAAUUGGCUCAGUGUUCGUAACGGUAAGCUCGGGGCAAUCAACAGUGUCUUCUCCAGCGCCAAAACAGACAAUACCAAUAUGCAGGCUGAAGAGUUUUGGGUCGCCGUCAACUAUGGCCUUGCGGCCCUCCUCAUUCUUCAUGGCAAAUCACCAGAGGGCUUCAGGCUAGCGGGUGUCUGUUUCGAGCAUGUCUACAACCACCUAGGUCUACACUUUCAGACGCCCGAGGCAUUCACAAAGGAAGCUACAUACCGGUCGUUGGGGUACAUGCGACCCCUCGCGAUCUGGAGCAUCCAGCGUGCCAUCAAGAUGACGCACCCGACCCAUUAG
This is a messenger RNA of Echinococcus granulosus, 2994 nucleotides long. Its product is annotated as Non-lysosomal glucosylceramidase. Bases 1 to 2994 code for a protein of 997 amino acids. The record is from RefSeq and is a predicted model, not a curated record. The transcript has 14 exons. Gene Ontology annotation, biological process: carbohydrate metabolic process. Gene Ontology annotation, molecular function: beta-glucosidase activity. Lineage: Eukaryota; Metazoa; Platyhelminthes; Cestoda; Cyclophyllidea; Taeniidae.